AUGACACCCGGGGCGGCUCACACCCACCGUACCCCCCCUUCCUAUGCCACUGUGCCCACCGCCCAGACACAACUUCUUGUUUUGCAGGCGGAGCUCUUGACGGUCGUCAACUCGCAGCAACUGAACAGUGCAAAUUCCAAGGCAAAAAGUACCGAUCUGAGGUCAACCGGUGGCAACAUCCCUUACUCACUGAGUGAAGACGAUGGGACAAUAUCCAGCUGCAGCUUCAUCAUCCUGCCCCAGAGGGGGCUGCCCCGGAUCCCCCCAGAGGACCCGCUGUCUCCAGACCAGACUUACUCAAACCUGACUUUCCAAAUCCGAGUCGAGGAUGUGCUGUAUGAAUCCAUGACGGCGUCGGAGGAAGUGAUGGAGGAACCGAGCCCUGUCACGAAGGAGGAGGAGGAGGAGGAGGAUGCUAAGGGGCAAGAGGACCGAGCAACAGGAGCCGAGUACGCCUGUGUUCUGAAAGGGAAGAAGAUGAAGGCCCACCAGCAGGCAGGGAUGGAGGCGGGGGCCUCUGAAGCAUCGCAGCAGGGAUCUCUAGCAACGACACCUCACGCUGCUCAAGCAGUGCAGGUAGAAGAAAUGUAUUCAGUGGUGCGCAAGGAGAGGAAGAAGGAGAAGAAGAAAAUCGAGGGCUGUGGUAGGCACAGUGGAGAGAGACCACCCCAAGGGGAGAUGAGCCUAGGAAAUGCCCUGGUGGCACCUGUCCAUCAGGAAUCAGAUGGCAGGGCAGGGCACCAGCCCUCACUGUUCCAGCCUCCCGCUAUUGAACCCUGCUAUGAGUCCGUUGGCUGUGAAUCGUGGUUGGGCAACGGCAUGAAGCCAAGCACAGAGCCAGCUUAUGAGGCUGUAGAUACUUACUGGGAAAACUCAAGGAGGAAAAGAAAGCCAAACAGGAACGCCCCAGCAGAAAACCUCUACGAAAGCAUCGAAAAUUUGGCAUUUCAGUUUCAGAAUCAAAACAUGCUAGCCCAUUUUGAAAUCUGACUCUUUGGUUUGGUUUACCUAUUCAAGCGGAUGUAAAUGAGUUAAGUGGACAUUGUUCAAAUGUUACUAAAUGCCGUUGCAUGCCAGCCCUCGGAAACCAUCAAACGCUGACUGCGGUUGCAUGUUAACUGGGAGAUGCCCCCGAAACGCUGAUUGCUGCAUGCCAGACACUGACAAGGGGCACCUCCA
Messenger RNA from Lacerta agilis (Sand lizard), 1179 nucleotides. RefSeq lists its product as uncharacterized. The transcript is spliced from 3 exons. Lineage: Eukaryota; Metazoa; Chordata; Lepidosauria; Squamata; Lacertidae. The record is from RefSeq and is a predicted model, not a curated record. Bases 1 to 990 code for a protein of 329 amino acids. Gene Ontology annotation, biological process: intracellular signal transduction; negative regulation of T cell activation. Gene Ontology annotation, cellular component: plasma membrane; membrane raft.